UCGGAACCUGGAGUCCGGAUUCGAUCCGGGUCGGAACAUUCCAAAAGCAGAAUGUCUUCUUGUCUUGGCUCAGAAGAACGGAAUUUGCAGGUGGAGGGCGGAAUGAUGUGACAUGACUGUGCACCACACCAAAGCUGGCAGACCUCAUUUCAGGCUUGUGAAGCAAAGGCAUUGAGAAAUGAGUCUUCUACUUCAUGCUCAACUUGACACUUUAUGGCUGAGAGUUGUGUGGGAGCUGAGCUCAUUGUGUGAGGUUUCAGAAAUGGCAGAAGAUGGCAGCGAUGAGACCAUGUUUAUUUGGUGCGAGGAUUGUGGUCAGUACCAUGAUUCGGAGUGUCCUGAGCUGGGCCCCGUGGUGACAGUCAAAGACUCCUUUGUGUUGAGCAGGGCAAGGUCAUCCCUUCCUUCCAAUCUGGAGAUCAGACAACUAGAAGAUGGGACUGAAGGAGUAUUUGCAGUGACGCAGCUUGUCAAACGUACCCAGUUUGGCCCAUUUGAAUCCAAGAGAGUUGCCAAAUUGGAAAAGGAGUCAGCAUUUCCACUGAAGGUUUUCCAGAAGGAUGGGCCCCUGGUUUAUUUUGAUACCUCUAACGAAGAUGACUGUAAUUGGAUGAUGAUGGUGAGAGCAGCCACUGAAUAUGAACACCAGAACCUGACUGCCUUCCAGCAUGACAAUGAUAUUUACUUCACCACCUCCCGGGACAUCCCACCAGGAACUGAGCUGCGAGUGUGGUAUGCAGCUUUUUACGCCAAAAAAAUGGAAAAGCCAGUGCUGAAGCAGGUCACUAGUAUUGCCAAUGUGAGCGCUCCAGAGAGUACCGGGACCCUUGAAGCGGAGUCCAGCCAGUGGACGUGUAAAGUGUGUUCAUCUGUUUUCCCGGAACCUCAGCUACUGACAGAACAUCUGUUGAGUCACCUGGAACAAGCCAAAGGAGUCCCCCAGACAAGCCAAAAUGAUGCAACUCCAGAGAAGCCUGCAGAGGCUCCCAUUGCUGAUCAGCCUGUGACUGGCGAAGGUGCUGGUGCCAACGUAGACUCCAGGAGGACUCCACGAAGGGGAAGAAAGCCUAAAGCAGCAAAAGCAGAAACACCUCUUGUCAUCACUGAAGAUAAAGACCCAGCAGUGGAUCGAGUAGCUGAAAUUAUAACAGAGAUCCCACCUGAUGAGGCAGCCCUUCCCUCUGCAGCGGAAGAGAGGAUUAUGGAACUGGUUUUAGGAAAGCUGCCAAGCACCACAAACAACAUCAGUUCAGUAACAAAUAGGUUUGCUCAUCACCAAAACACCAUGUCCCUCAAAAGAAGUUUAAUUCUCUCCAGUAGACAUGGAAUACGUCGAAAGCUCAUAAAGCAACUUGGGGAACACAAACGGGUAUAUCAGUGCAACAUCUGCAGUAAGAUCUUCCAGAACAGCAGCAACCUCAGCAGGCACAUCCGGUCUCAUGGUGACAAAUUGUUUAAAUGUGAGGAAUGUGCAAAACUGUUCAGCCGUAAAGAGAGCUUGAAGCAGCACGUUUCAUAUAAACACAGCAGGAAUGAGGUUGACAGCGACUACAGGUACAAGUGUGCUACAUGUGAAAAGGCCUUUCGGAUAGAAAGUGCAUUGGAAUUCCACAAUUGCAGAACAGAUGACAAGACAUUCCAGUGUGAGAUGUGUUUCAGGUUCUUUUCCACGAAUAGUAACCUCUCCAAACACAAGAAGAAGCACGGGGAUAAGAAAUUUGCAUGUGAAAUCUGCAAUAAGAUGUUCUACCGGAAGGAUGUCAUGUUGGAUCAUCAAAGGAGACACUUGGAAGGGGUGAGGCGUGUGAAAAGAGAAGACUUUGAGCACAGCACCGAGAACAUGGUGCGCUACAAGAAGGAACCCUCGGGAUGCCCUGUGUGUGGGAAGGUAUUUUCAUGCAGGAGCAAUAUGAACAAACACCUCCUGACACACGGAGACAAGAAAUACACCUGUGAAAUCUGUGGACGUAAAUUUUUCAGAGUGGACGUUCUUAGAGAUCAUAUUCACGUCCAUUUUAAGGACAUUGCACUAAUGGAUGACCACCAGAGGGAAGAGUUCAUUGGUAAAAUCGGAAUCUCAUCAGAGGAAAACGAUGACAACUCUGAUGAAAGUGCAGAUUCUGAGCCUCACAAGUAUAGCUGCAAAAGGUGCCAGUUAACCUUUGGCAGAGGGAAGGAGUACCUAAAACACAUAAUGGAGGUUCACAAGGAGAAAGGCUAUGGCUGUAGCAUCUGUAAUCGACGAUUCGCCUUGAAGGCAACUUACCAUGCUCACAUGGUCAUUCACCGGGAGAAUCUGCCUGAUCCAAAUGUGCAGAAAUACAUCCACCCAUGUGAAAUUUGUGGAAGGAUUUUUAACAGCAUCGGGAAUUUGGAACGACAUAAGCUUAUACACACAGGUGUAAAAAGUCAUGCGUGUGAGCAGUGUGGAAAGUCAUUUGCCAGAAAGGACAUGUUAAAAGAGCACAUGAGAGUCCACGAUAACAUCCGAGAAUACCUGUGUGCGGAAUGUGGUAAAGGAAUGAAGACAAAACAUGCUCUGCGUCACCACAUGAAACUCCACAAAGGGAUUAAGGAAUAUGAAUGCAAGGAAUGCCAUCGUAAAUUCGCACAGAAGGUCAACAUGCUGAAGCACUACAAAAGGCACACAGGAAUCAAAGAUUUUAUGUGUGAGCUCUGUGGGAAGACAUUUAGUGAGAGAAACACAAUGGAGACCCAUAAACUGAUUCAUACAGUUGGGAAACAAUGGACGUGUUCAGUCUGUGAUAAAAAGUACGUCACUGAUUACAUGCUUCAGAAGCACAUCCAGUUAACUCACGAUAAGGUAGAAGCUCAGAGUUGUCAGCUCUGUGGGACAAAGGUUUCUACCAGAGCUUCAAUGAGUCGACACAUGAGGCGCAAACAUCCAGAGCCUGAGUUAACCCUGGAACAGGGAGAGUUACCCGAAGGCAAGCAUAUGAAAGCUUCUAAACGUGGCCAUAAGCGAAAGCAGAAGCCGGGUGAAGAGGAGGAAGUGCAAGUGCCUGAGGACCCUGCCUUCAAUGAAUACACAGAGAAAGAACCUGAAUUCACAGGGAAUGUGGGAGAUGAAACCAAUUCAGCUGUACAGAGUAUUCAGCAGGUGGUGGUGACCCUUGGCGACCCAAACGUCACGGCCCCUUCUAGUUCUGUUGGGUUGACAAAUAUUACCGUCACCCCGAUUACCACGGCAGCCGGAACCCAAUUUACCAACCUCCAGCCAGUGGCUGUGGGCCACCUGACUGCUCCUGAACGCCAGUUACAGCUCGACAAUUCAAUCCUUACUGUGACAUUCGAUACGGUCAGUGGUUCUGCCAUGCUGCACAAUCGCCAAAACGAUAUUCAGAUACAGCCGCAGCCAGAGGCCGCCAAUCCCCAGUCUGUGGCCCAUUUCAUAAACCUGACAACCCUGGUGAACUCCAUUGCUCCUCUAGGGAACCAGAUCGCAGAGCAGCAUCCGCUGACAUGGAGGGCAGUGCCUCAGCCCGAUGUCCUGCCGCCCCAGUCGCAGCAAGCACAACAGCAGUCAGGACAGCCGCAAGUUCAAACAGAGCAGCAACAGCAGAUGUACAGCUACUGAGUGAUACUUGGCAAGGCUGGAGAAGGACUGGACUCUGAGACAAUUUUUAAAAAAAGUGGGAAACGAUAAGUGAAUGGUUUGCUGGAUACCAAACAGAGAUGGGAAAAUGUUUAUACAAUGAAAUGUAAACUAAAAUUGGCAUAGCACCCUGCAACGCUGUGGUCUUGAAAUUCACACACUAUUUCUAAACGCAGCACCGCCUAGCAGUCUCGUUCUAAAUUCAGCACCCCAGUGUGGUGGUGUGUUUUGUGCAGUGCUGGUUCUGGGUUUUGACCAGAGCAUCGCAAUAGACCUUACACAAAGAGGGGAAAUCACAAAUAGUACAUACGACUAACCCCUCAGCCAUACAAUUUAAUUGUUUUCCAGUCUGGAAGGAAUGUAUACACUGAGCUGGGGUUCACUGGUUGUCACCUUCUAGAGACUGAAAUGUAAAGAUAUAAUUGAACCCCCAAAAAAGGAUUGUCUUGCUUUUUCCAUUCUUAGAAGGUCUUGUAUCUCUGGUAAAGUAAGGGUGAGGGUUUGGGGCUGGAAGUGGGGGAAAGUCUAUGGGGUAAAAGAAAAUGUACCCAAUUUCACAAAGUAUUUCCAUUGUGGUGAUGGAAAAAUCUUUUAUCAGUAAAACAUGUCAGUGCUACCUGAAGCAAAUAGUCAGUCUGAUGUUAAAACAACUUUACUAGAAGACCAUAAAAGUUGUUUGAAUCAAACCGGUUAUGAGCUGAAACCAUAAUGUGAUAAAAUUUUAUGUAAUUUUGUCAAAAUUGCUCUUUCAAUAUUGCUUUUAGCUAGGAGGCUUGAAGAGCAAUCAGUCCCCUUUGAUCAAGUUCAGGAUGUGAAUUUACCAAUUAGUCUUCUUUCAUCAUGUAAUAAACAUUUGAGAAAGUAAUUUUUUA
Trachemys scripta elegans is the source of this 4488-nucleotide messenger RNA. It is a transcript of the gene PRDM15, whose product is annotated as PR/SET domain 15. Gene Ontology annotation, biological process: cell fate commitment; regulation of transcription by RNA polymerase II. Bases 179 to 3598 code for a protein of 1139 amino acids. NCBI's taxonomy places the organism in Eukaryota, Metazoa, Chordata, Testudines, Emydidae. The transcript is spliced from 24 exons. Gene Ontology annotation, cellular component: nucleus; cytoplasm. The record is from RefSeq and is a predicted model, not a curated record. Gene Ontology annotation, molecular function: DNA-binding transcription factor activity; RNA polymerase II cis-regulatory region sequence-specific DNA binding; histone deacetylase binding.